AUGGACGCACCACAGCACGACCACGACGUGGUGCUUCCGGCAUUCCCUCCCGAGCUCGAGAUUACGUUGGCCGAUGGGCAUUCGGGUAGCGAGGUCAAUCAUCACGCUCCCAUCCCUGAAGAAGCCGACGUCUCAGCGAUGGAGCCACUGGCGAAGCGGCCACGACUCGACGUAGCGCCUGGGUCUCAUCAAGAUGAAAUGGCACAUCACCGAGUAGCGGCCAUUAACGGCUCCAUGCACGAAUCAGCGGCCGUGCCAAGUCUGGCAAGUAGCGGUUCGCUUCAACUGGACGGCUCAUCCUCCUCCUCCGCGAACCUGAGCAUCGCCACCGAGGCCGAAGAGGAGGAAGGCGAAGCCACAGAUGGCGAGCCAGCUUCCAUCUCCAUGGAUGACGGCGGCAUCAACAUCAACAACGACAGCACCAGCACCGGCGGCGACGAUGGGCUCGGCAGCAGCGGCGGUGGCAGUGGCGACGACGGAGCGCUGCGACAGGACGCGCAGUUCGACGAGCGGCUGCGCGAGCUCGAGGAGUUCAAGGCCAAGUACGGCCACUGCCGGGUGCCGCAGGUGUGGAAGGAGAACAAGCGGCUGGGCCAGUGGGUGGCCACCACGCGCAACCUCAAGAAGGCCGGCAAGCUGCCCCUCGAGCGCGUCAAGCUGCUCGAGGGCGUCGGCUUCGUCUGGUGCUGCCGCAACGUCACCGCCGCCUCCAAGGGCGAGAAGCGCAAGAUGAUCCCCUGGAACGAACGCUUCGAAGAGCUCAAGGUGUUCAAGGAGAAGUACGGGCACUGCAACGUGCCGCACAAGUGGAGCGAGAACGUGAAGCUGUCCAACUGGCUCUACUGCCAGCGCUCGUUCCACCGGCACGGCAAGCUCAGCCAGGACAAGAUCAAGCGGCUCGAGAGCAUCGGCUUCGAGUGGAGCAAGCAGGACCCGCCCGCCGCCUCCUCCACCGCCGCCGCCGUCGUCCUCGUCAAGAAGCGCAAGAGCAGCACCUCACCGUCGCCCUCUCCCUCGUCGGCCUACGACCUCACCGCCAUCGGCGCCGCCGGCCAACCGCCCGCAUUCGCCCCAGCCGGCAUGGACCACGGCGCCAUGCUCGCCGCAGCGUCGCUGGACAUCCACCACCACCACCAUCAGCACCAGCAGCACCAUCAGCAGCCGCACCACCACCAGCAGACGCCGCAGCCGUUGGUCGUGGGCCACCACGUCGAGCUGCUCCAGCCGGCCAUCGGCCAGGGCUCCGCGAUCGCCACCGACCAGAAGGACCGCCUCAUGCUCGGCGCCGCCGCCGCCGCUGCCGCCACCUUAACCGCCGUGCCCAAGGCCGACGGCGAAAAUGAAAACGAAAACGAAGACGAAGGCGAAGGGGAGGAGGGGGAGGAAGAGGAGGUGGUGGUCUAUCGGCCGUCGUCGGUGAAGGAGCGCAAGUCGUGGUACGAGCGGUACCAGGAGCUGCUGGCCUUCAAGCAGGAGCACGGCCACUGCAACGUGCCGUGGAAGUGGCGCGAGAACCUGCCCCUGUUCUACUGGGUGCGGCGGAUGAAGGACAAGAAGCGGGCCAACGCGCUCACGGCCGAGAAGGUGGCGCUCAUGGAGGAGAUCGGCUUCGAGUGGGUCAAGGGCCAGAACAAGGAGAAGGAGCGGCGCAAGCAGCAGCAGAUCCUCAUCGAGCAGAAGCAGAAGGAGCUCGAGGAGGAGCGCGAGGGCCUGGUCGCCGCCGCCGUGCGCGCCCGGCUCCUGUCCGGCAACAACAACGGCAACCCGGCGGCGGCCGACCACCAUCACCACCAGCAGCCGCAGCAGCCGCCGCAGUCAAACGGCGUCGGCGGGGCCGCCGCGGGCUCGGUGGCGGAGCUGAUUGCGGCCCAACAGCAGCAGGGCGUGGGCGAGCAGGUGGGGAUGAUGUCGCCGUUUGCCUACAAUUUCCCGGCGAGCUACGCGACGGCGGGUACGGGCGGCGCGCUGGUGAGCACCACCUACUACCCGGUCUACGCCAAGCUCACCUCCGCCGGCGCUUCCUCCACCGGAGAGUUCACCUUCGAUCCGACUGCGCUGGCGGGGUCGUCAAGCGGCGUCGAGCUCUCGAUGGACCACAACGGCCAGCACUCACUCUACUCGCACGCCCACAGCGACCUGGGCGCUGCCCUCCAGCACUUCAUGGGCGAGGAAAUGAAAGAGGGCGACAAGGAAGAGGGGAUGGAGGGCAUGGGCGAUGCCCUGCACCACCAUCACCACCACGAGGACAUGCACCACGAGGAAAUGGUGCAUCAUCACCACCACCUCCACGCCAUGCACCACGUCACUGUGUCCGAGGCCGACGGAUCCGUGCACAUGGUCGAGGUCAUCCAAAACGAGCCUGGCCACCUGGAUAGAUGA
Molecule: messenger RNA, 2379 nt
Organism: Acanthamoeba castellanii str. Neff
Lineage: Eukaryota; Discosea; Longamoebia; Acanthamoebidae
Product: helicase associated domain containing protein
Exons: 5
Coding region: 1-2379 (792 amino acids)
Source: RefSeq, a predicted model, not a curated record